CAUGUUGCUGUAGUAUUAGGUCAGUAAUUUUUUUACCCCUCUCUUUCAGAUCGGGGCUUUUCUCUUGAUUUCCAAACCGCAGCAAAGACCCUGCAAGACAUGAGUCAAGCUUAUGAAGAGCUAGCAGAAAUGAGCAGCCAGGGAAUUUCUUUACCAAGCCUGUGGCAAGGCUACAACAAAAGGCAAGAGCAUGCCUCUAUUCCAGAUGAGACCCAUCUGCCUUCCCAUCCCAUCAGAAGAAAUGGAAGAAACAAACAGCAGAUACCUGUCUUUGCUCUGAGCAAGUCAGAACCAAACAUAGCAGCUCCUCUGCUGCGCUCUAACUCACUUCAGGAUAUUAAAGCACAGAUUCAGCAAAGGCUGAAAAUAACUAACCAAGAAAAAGUAAUCAAUCACUCAAAUAAGGAAUCUUUGGCAAGUAUGAAAGCCAGGCCUGCAAGGACUCCAAGGCAUCUAUCUCCAUUGGAGGUUAAAACAGAUGUUCAUAAAGCACAAGAGAAGAGAUUACUACAUUUCAUUAAUUCUGUUCCAUUCAAACCACCUGUUUUACUUCCUCUCUCUCCUCGUCCCCAAGCAUCACAAAUAAGAAAAAACAUGUUAACAAGUAGCAGAGCUGACAGUCAGGGGGGAAGCUCCAGUAGUUCAAGUACUCAGGGGUCCCUAGACGAGGAUUACUGCAAGUCAGAAGUAAUUCACAGACAACUUAAAGACUGUAAAGAUGAAUCUGAGCAGAAGUCUGACAUUGAAAGGCAAGUCAAUGUUGCUGUAAAGGUUGACACAGACUUUCAGAAUGAACCUAAGGUAAAACAAUUUAACUGUGUCCUAAAAGAUACAGAUACAGCACAAGAACAAAGGACUGCUGAAGGAGAUCAAAACACUGUCUUCAUAGAACCAAACAACUAUGAACAACCAUUAAUAAGAGCUAUUGAUUCAAAACAGAUGAAACAGGUAGCCUCCAAACAUAACUUUGUUGAGAUAUGUUGUGACCUUCGUAACGACGAGAUCAAACCUGACCUACAGGAUGCAUUGGUUCCAGUUGCAGGAGAGAAAAGAGACUGCAAUGACAAUGGAGGUAAUCCGGCAGUCACUGAUGAGUCCACUUUUGGAAAUGAAGAGUUGCUACCUGUUGUACAUAUCACAAUCUCAGAAGCAGAGCUUGAGACCAGAGAAGAGACAAAAAUACCAAAGAACAAAGUCAAAAUAAAGAGUGUGCAUAUAAACGUUAACCACAGCUUUAACAUUAUAGCUCAAGAAGAAUAUGUUAAGACUAGAAAAGAGACAAGAUCAAAUUUUAGGAUUAAGUCAUCUCCAGCAAAUCUCAAGCCAAACUCUAGAAGGUCUCAAGAUCUGAUGAUGAAAGGUGAAUCCACAACAAAGCAAGAGGGCUUUCAGUCAAAUAAUGAAAAAGUGCAUCCCAACCGUACUGGGUUACCUGCGCUACCAAAUGGAUGCACUGCCCCAUCAAAAGCGAGAAUCAAAGCACACCCAGUAAAAAGAAAAUGUUUCAUGAAAAUUGCUACAUUGCCCAAAAACCAGCCUCUUCCCCUUAUCUACAGAAGUGUUCACCAGGUCAAGAAACAAGGAACUGGUUUAACUCCAAGAGCAAAGUCUGCCGCAGACCUCUUACAACUCAACUACGAUGACAUGUUCAAAGAAAUCAACUCAAAUGAGGAAGGACCUGGAAUAUAUGAAAUGUUUGGUACACCAGUAUAUUCCAACAUAAGGGUAUCCACUGCAUCUGGAAGCAGAUCUUCCAGGGAGGUACAGUCUGCUCCACCAGGAAAGAGUUCUGGACGCAAACCUUCAAAAUCUAGCAAAGCAACCGAAAGCAGCAGGUCAAAGAAAACACCACAUGGGAAGCUGAAUUCGGUGAAUCUCAAACAAAAAAACAAGGAUGUUUUGAAGAAAGGGAAACACCACAAGCAGCUGCUCAGCAAUGAGGAGCAGGAGGGUAUUGUAUUUAUUUCUGGUCCAGACUGGCACAUAAAGACAUCGAAGAGCGAGGUGCUCUUCUGUGAACCAGGUGGCAUGAAUGACCUUCAAACACCUGAGGAUAUUCAGAUACCCCAGGCAAUAGAGCUUGAAGAUCAAACACUCAUUGGGAAAAUUCAAACACAAUUGCCAGACAGAACAAUCGCUUCUGUAAGUCCUAACUGUGUACACAAUAGAGAUCUGCCGGGUAUUCCGAUUCUUGUUCAUGAUGCUGGUUUGGCCGAGAGUGAUGAGGAACCUAAUGAACUAGAUCCUUGUGUUCCCAAAGGCGAAUCAUUCGUUUGUGAUGAUAGCCAAAAUAAAGAGGCUUCAGGUUUCCAUCAGAUAACAAAACAGGACACUUGCCCAACUCCACCCAAAAUCAACACCUGGACUUCUGUGAGUAACAGAGUGGUUACUCCGACAUACCAGAGGUUUCUGGAAUCUGCGAGCAAUGAUUUGACAGACGAGUUAUUACGUUGCUUAGCGGAGGAGCUAUUAUCACUGGAUGAAAAGGACACUGGCAACUCUCUUGAGCAAAACUACCCAAGUCCAGAAGAGAAUAAUAAUGUACCUGAAGAAGCUAUCUCUCAACCACAGGAAAGAAGCAACUGCAAAUACAUAAAAGCUAAAAACUAUCAACCAUCACUGGAUCAAACGUCUGAUAAGUUGUCAAAAACUCCUAGCAUAUCUCUGAGUAACUCUGAUAGUUACAACACUAAGGAUGCCAUUACUUGGACCAAAGGUGACAUUCUUGGCAGAGGUGCAUAUGGAACGGUGUAUUGCGGUCUCACCAGUCAAGGCCAGCUGAUAGCAGUGAAGCAGGUUGCCUUGGAUUCUUCAGAUCAAGCCACUGCAGAGAAGGAAUACCAGAGACUCCAGGAAGAAGUGGACUUGCUAAAAACUCUCCAUCACAGCAAUAUUGUAGGUUUCCUUGGAACCUGUCUUGAAGUAAACAUCGUGAGCAUCUUUAUGGAGUUUGUUCCGGGUGGAUCUGUUGCCAGCAUCAUCAACCGCUUUGGACCUCUUCCAGAAAAGGUGUUUGCCAUUUACACAAAACAGAUCCUGGAAGGGGUUGAAUAUCUGCACAAUAGCUGGGUGAUCCACAGAGACCUCAAAGGGAACAAUGUUAUGCUUAUGCCCACUGGUAUUAUAAAACUCAUAGAUUUUGGCUGUGCCAAGCGUUUGGCUUGUUUGAACAUGACAGGCACCAACAGCGAAAUGCUCAAGUCUAUGCAUGGCACUCCAUACUGGAUGGCACCAGAAGUCAUCAAUGAGACUGGGCAUGGCAGGAAAUCAGAUAUCUGGAGUAUUGGAUGUACUGUGUUUGAAAUGGCAAUGGGUAAACCACCACUUGCUCACAUGGAGAGGAUGGCAGCCUUGUUUUACAUUGGUGCACAGAAAGGACUUAUGCCGUCCUUACCAGACCACUUCUCAGAAAAUGCCAGGAACUUCGUCCAAGCUUGUUUAACAAGCGAUCAACGAGAAAGACCCUCUGCUAAACAACUACUGGAGCAUCCUUUCAUCAAGCGAGAAAAAUAAUGAAAUCAUCAGCCAUUAAGCCCAAGAUGUGAAACGGAAGUGACGAGACGCGAGAAUGUCAUAACUGUUGACGCUCUCAUAUACAACCUGGAGAAGAAGAAUCAAGACACAUUGUCCUUUAUUUGUUACAAUAUGCACCGUUUACAAGUAAACGUGAUCAGACGGGGGUUAAAAGAUGUUGGCAGAACAAGUCAGAUCCUCAUUGGACCUAUUCUGAAAGGUGCUAUACACAAAGAACCUUCAUAUUAACAUAUCAAUGUGCAGCACCACAGCAACAGAGAGGUCGCAGGUUAACAACUGCAGUUCAGAAAAACUAUACUUUUGGGGAGUUUCUGUGCCAAGGUCAAUAUUAAGCUAGAUUGGAUAUGUACUGUAUAUAAAUAAUUUCUAUUUUCUGUGUCUAAAAAUUAGUUUACCAAAAUUAACUUAACAUUGUAUUUAAAAAAAUAAUAUGAAGAAUUGUAAUAAAUAAUUAACUAGAGUGCUCUGGAUUGCAUACUGUACAACUCAUACCCGGUGAAUUAAAAGUAGAAAAA
Messenger RNA from Acipenser ruthenus (sterlet), 4049 nucleotides. It is a transcript of the gene map3k19, whose product is annotated as mitogen-activated protein kinase kinase kinase 19. The record is from RefSeq and is a predicted model, not a curated record. Gene Ontology annotation, molecular function: ATP binding; protein kinase activity. Lineage: Eukaryota; Metazoa; Chordata; Actinopteri; Acipenseriformes; Acipenseridae. The transcript has 7 exons. Gene Ontology annotation, biological process: protein phosphorylation. Bases 100 to 3513 code for a protein of 1137 amino acids.